This is a messenger RNA of Canis lupus familiaris (dog), 2125 nucleotides long. RefSeq names its product tec protein tyrosine kinase (gene TEC). The record is from RefSeq and is a predicted model, not a curated record. Gene Ontology annotation, biological process: B cell receptor signaling pathway; tissue regeneration; intracellular signal transduction. The transcript is spliced from 19 exons. Gene Ontology annotation, molecular function: protein binding; ATP binding; non-membrane spanning protein tyrosine kinase activity. Bases 230 to 2125 code for a protein of 631 amino acids. Lineage: Eukaryota; Metazoa; Chordata; Mammalia; Carnivora; Canidae.
CGCGGCGGGGCCCUCGGGACUUCGCAGUGUCCGCGGCUCGGCGCAGCCCGCGCGCUCCCGCCAGGCUGUGGGCAUCUCAUGCUUCGUUCUGUGCCCCAGAGCCUGAUAACAUGUCUGGCACUCAACAGAUUCUCAGUUGAUAGUUGCUGAAUGUGUAAAUGUGUACGAGUUCAGAACAAAGAAUACUGGGAUCUUCAAUGGCAGGAGACAGAGUGAUCAGAAGACCGAGAUGAAUUUUAACACUAUUCUAGAAGAGAUUCUUAUUAAAAGGUCACAGCAGAAAAAGAAGACAUCGCCCUUAAACUACAAAGAGAGACUUUUUGUGCUAACAAAGUCCAUGUUAACCUACUAUGAGGGUCGAGCAGAGAAAAAAUACAGGAAGGGAUUUAUUGAUGUUUCAAAAAUCAAGUGUGUGGAAAUAGUGAAGAAUGAUGAUGUUGUUAUUCCCUGCCAAAAUAAAUACCCAUUUCAGGUGGUUCACGAUGCCAACACACUCUAUGUUUUUGCACCUAGUGCACAAAGCAGGGACCGGUGGGUGAAGAAGUUAAAAGAAGAAAUAAAGAACAACAAUAAUAUCAUGAUUAAAUAUCAUCCUAAAUUCUGGGCAGACGGAAGUUAUCAGUGUUGCAGACAAACUGAAAAAUUAGCCCCUGGAUGUGAAAAAUAUAAUCUUUUUGAGAGUAGUAUAAAAAAAGCACUACCUCCAGCACCAGAAACAAAGAAGCGAAGGCCUCCCCCACCAAUUCCACCUGAAGAAGAGGAUAAUAGUGAAGAAAUCGUUGUAGCCAUGUACGAUUUCCAAGCAACAGAGGCACAUGAUCUCAGAUUAGAGAGAGGACAAGAGUAUAUUAUAUUAGAAAAGAAUGAUGUUCAUUGGUGGAGAGCAAGAGAUAAAUACGGGAGUGAAGGAUAUAUCCCAAGUAAUUAUGUAACAGGAAAGAAAUCAAACAACUUAGACCAAUAUGAGUGGUAUUGCAGAAACACGAACAGAAGCAAAGCAGAGCAGCUUCUCAGAAGUGAAGAUAAAGAAGGUGGUUUUAUGGUAAGGGAUUCCAGUCAACCAGGCAUGUACACCGUCUCCCUUUAUACAAAGUUUGGAGGGGAGGGCUCAUCAGGUUUCAGGCAUUAUCAUAUAAAGGAAACAACAACAUCCCCAAAGAAGUAUUAUCUGGCCGAAAAACAUGCUUUUGGUUCAAUUCCCGAGAUUAUUGAAUAUCAUAAGCACAACGCAGCAGGACUUGUCACGAGGCUGCGGUACCCAGUUAGUACGAAGGAGAAGAAUGCACCAACCACUGCAGGAUUCAGCUAUGAAAAAUGGGAGAUCAACCCUUCAGAGCUGACCUUUAUGAGGGAACUGGGGAGCGGACUGUUCGGAGUGGUGAGGCUCGGCAAGUGGAGAGCCCAGUACAAGGUGGCGAUCAAAGCUAUCAAGGAAGGUGCCAUGUGUGAGGAAGACUUUAUAGAAGAAGCUAAAGUGAUGAUGAAGCUGACACACCCGAAGCUAGUGCAGCUUUACGGUGUGUGCACCCAGCAGAAACCAAUUUACAUCGUCACUGAGUUCAUGGAAAGGGGCUGUCUUCUGAAUUUCCUCCGACAGAGACAAGGUCAUUUGAGUAGAGAUAUGCUGCUGAGCAUGUGUCAAGAUGUGUGUGAAGGGAUGGAGUACCUGGAGAGAAACAGCUUCAUCCACAGAGAUCUGGCUGCCAGAAAUUGUCUAGUAAAUGAGGCAGGAGUUGUGAAAGUGUCAGAUUUUGGAAUGGCCAGGUAUGUCCUGGAUGAUCAAUACACAAGUUCUUCUGGUGCAAAAUUUCCAGUGAAGUGGUGUCCACCCGAGGUGUUUAAUUACAGCCGCUUUAGUAGCAAAUCGGACGUCUGGUCAUUUGGUGUUUUAAUGUGGGAAAUAUUCACUGAAGGCAAGAUGCCCUUUGAGAAAAACACCAACUAUGAAGUGGUAACCAUGGUUACCCGGGGCCACCGACUCUACAGGCCGAAGCUGGCGUCCAAAUAUGUAUACGAGGUGAUGCUGAGAUGUUGGCAGGAGAAACCAGAGGGAAGGCCUUCCUUUGAAGAUUUGCUGCGCACGAUAGAUGAACUAGUCGAGUGCGAAGAAACUUUUGGACGAUGA